This is a messenger RNA of Gadus morhua (Atlantic cod), 2047 nucleotides long. RefSeq names its product caspase recruitment domain family, member 19 (gene card19). Gene Ontology annotation, cellular component: mitochondrion. Bases 101 to 643 code for a protein of 180 amino acids. Lineage: Eukaryota; Metazoa; Chordata; Actinopteri; Gadiformes; Gadidae. The transcript has 6 exons. The record is from RefSeq and is a predicted model, not a curated record.
UGGUUAAGAAACUUUCUCUGUCAUUUCCGGUCUGCCACUCCUGUCAGUAGACGACCUCAGAGGGAGGAGCCUAACAAAGGACGGUCCGGGAUUCUCUGCAAUGGGAGACAGCUUCCACGACCAGCUGCUGGAGGACAGCCGGUUCCUCAGAGCAGACCAAAGAUUGGAUACAGAGCUUGUAGAUAAACUCAUUCUGCAGCUGAACAGGAUAUAUCCCCAGAUCCUCUCCGACAAGGAGGCCACUAAGUUCAGAGACUUGGAUGUGCCCACCUGUGUGCGCCUUGGUGAGCUCCUAACUCACCUGCAGGAGAAAGGCGAGGAAGCCUGCAAGGAGUUUUAUCGUGCACUCCACUUGCACGUGGAAGAAGUUUAUUACAGCUUGCCCACACGCCUCCGUCUCAAAGACUCUUCAGAUCCCCUGAAAAAGAGAGCUCUUCCCGGACAGAGAUAUGACCUCAAUGAAAGAAGCCCCAUGUUCUUUCUCAGCUGUUUCAGUUUAGCGGCAGGCGUGGCCAUGUUGUAUUACUACAGCGAGUCCAAAGUGUCUGGAGGCAGCCGGGUCGUUGGUUUGGCGGCUCUCGGGCUGAGCAGGCAGGCCAGGGAGGUCCUGAUCUGGUACACUGAGGAAAGGGCCACCAAAUAGUUUUUGUUAUUAUACGUGUUGAAUACUAUUUUUGUAUAUAACUAACUAUGUUGCCUUGCUGAUCUAAAAAGGGACGAAUUGGGAUUUUCCACAAGUAUGUUUUGCCACAAAGUUGUUUUAUUUUAUUUUUUUUAAUAUGUGGGUGAAUUGAUCUAAAAGAUCCAUGAAUUGGUUAUAAUUUGGAGGAGUAAAUAUGCCUUUUUCAUUCAUAUACUUUUUUCAAUUUGUAACAACAUGAAGUUAGAUAUAACCUUCAUAGAUUGUGAUGUUACUCCGUCCUUGUUUUAUUUGAAGUCCCCAGCUGUUAUAUAAUAGAUUAUUGGUUUCUGUUUCUAAAUGUUUUGAGAGGUCCCAAUUUACUGUGGCCUCUGUGCCGCAAGCAUAAAUAACCGACUGUGCUGUUAUACAUGCAGCCUACUAUUUAUUUCUUGAAAUAUUGCUUAAUUAAAAGUAAUAUGAUAUAGCACACAAUGGGGUUUGAAACCAGCCACGUGUAGUCACAAAUAGGCCUACACAUUUAUGUGACUAACAUGUGAGGACUGUAAAAAAGAGUUAAGGGUAAAGGGAUUAGGCACGCAAUGCGCCCUUUAUCUAAAUCCAUGUCUGAUAAAUGCAAUAUAAAUUACAUUUAUUUUGUUGCAUUUUGCUGCUCUCUCCUGGCCACCAUGAGGCACUAGAUGUUCUUACAAAUCUGCGACUAUUUUGUGCAUUAAUCGUUUGGUAUUAAUCCGUAAAAAUUAGUAAGAUUAAAAUCCAAUAAAUAAAAGGUAUGAUGGCAAUCGGUUACUGCCGGGUGAAUACAUUUAAAAAGGUUUUCGGUAUGCGAUUCCACAGUAAUAUUUUGAUUGGUCGGUCGUGAGCGGUGCAUUAUGGGAGUACAAAAGAAAAACAUCGUUUUACAUUAUACAUUAUUUAGAACUAUCUAUAACUAUCAUAUAUCACUUGAACGAGUAUAAAUUAGAGUGGAACGUUGUUACUAUUUUUAUGAUCCUGUCCAAAGUUCCCGGAAGCACAACCAUAACAAGACGACGAUGACCAUUAGCCUGUGUAUAAAAUGACACGUCUGCCGUCCGAUGUUGUGUUGUAUGAAAGGAGAGAAGGUUAGCACUCCCCUUGACAAGGAUGGAAGAGGCCCUUGUGGCCUUCAACACAUAUACGGUUAAGGCAUUGCCACCUACUUCGUGGCAUCUCUGACCAAGUUUUUUAAUGACACUUCAUUUCGAUUAAAAUCAACACGGAUUAUUACAACGGCGUAUACUACAAUGGCUGGGCCUGGGAUACUCGAUCUGGAAUAUUUGAAUUGUCUUCGAUUUACUAAUUUACUUGUCUUCAAUAUGCAACGGUCUAUAUUGUUAUUUCGAUUAAGCUUUAAAUUAAUAAUACAAUAAAUAACUGCCAAACUGA